This is a messenger RNA of Prorocentrum cordatum, 533 nucleotides long. Lineage: Eukaryota; Dinophyceae; Prorocentrales; Prorocentraceae. The record is from the annotation of a GenBank genome assembly.
CCCGGUCAGCAGCAGCAUCUGGUGCCGUGGCGGGGCGUUUCCGCAACGGGGGGGCCUGCCCCGGGCCGGGGGGCAGGCACCCGGCCGGAUGGCGGCACCUGCCGCGAAGAAAGACCUGUCGGUGUACGAGGUGUACCAGGCGCUGGGCCUCAACGCGAAGCAGCGCGAGCGCCUGAAGACCUUCCAGAGGCUGUCUCACCUGACGGGCAUCAGCGGCGAGAACAAUGCUUCGGAGCAACUCGCCAGCCUCGUCCUCUCCGAGAAGGCCGACAACAUCGUCUCCGCGCGCGAGAAGGUGGCGGGCCUCCUGCAGGUGGCGAAGCCUUUGCAGGCUGAGGCGCAGUACCUCCUAGACCACCCCGAGGAGGCGGAGAUGCACCGCGGCAACGAGGCCGAGCUGGCCGCGCUGCGGGACGAGCUGCUGCAGCUGUGCCGCGAGCUGGAGGCCAGGGCCGGAGAGCCGGAGCCGAUGAAGACUCCGCAGGCGGGCGGUGCGGAGCGUCUGCCCGCCGUCGCUGCCGCAGCCUCGCCGG